GGAGACGCCACGUGGCGCGAGUGGAGCGGACGCCCGACGCGGGCCGUGUUUUCCCUCGCACCGCGUGCCCCCGCGCUCGCGGCGCAGCCCACCGUGCUCCACCGCCUAUCGCUGCGCGUCGGGCCCGCCGUGCUCCACCGUCUCUCCCUCGUGGGGCCGCAGUUCAGGACCCGUGCCCCGCCUCCACGGGACGGCGCGGCUUCUUGCUGCCCCCCUUUCCUCCUCUUCAUUUGGUGGCGGCGGUCUAGGGUUUCGGAGGGGGGCGAUGCCAGUCCGCGUAGCCCUGCUUCGGUCGAGGAUUCCGCCGGCGGCGAGCGCACACCCGGCCGGUGCGUCCAUCCUCCAGGCGCCCUCCCACAGCCCACGCGACCCCAGCAUUUUCCUCUGCUCUCGCCACGGCUGCGUUGGUGCGUCUUCCUGGUGCCGCUGAUUCAACCGUCUUCCGUUCGCCGCCUGCCCUGCCUACAUUGGUUUGCUAGGUGCCAGGCAGUUGGACGCAUUGCCGUUGCUCAUCCCCUCCUGCAACGCGCUGCCGCUGGCCAUCUCCUUCUGCAGGUUGUCAGGUGUGCGCUCGGCUUCUUAGUGUGCACCUUAGCCAUGCUUCAUACCACUUGCUGUAUAGGUUCAUAGAAUCGCAAUAUGAAUGGUUAAUUUGAGUUUAUAUGUUAACAGUGGCAGGAGUAGAUAAUUUGGAACAAUAUACAGCAAACUUUAUGGUUACUUUUUUAUAAUACAGACGCUGGUAAUUUAGGCGUAUAUUUGAAGGGUGAUUUUAGUUUAUCUUUAUAGUGGUCAAGGUGUGUAAUAUGGAUGCAAAUCAAGGGGUUAUUUAGAUCAUCUAUUAUGAUGACAACAGUGAAUAAUAGUAUAUGUAUAUUUGCGAUCGUGUUGUGGUUCUGUUCUGGUGAUCCAUGUGUGACGUCCUGACAUAUCACCGGGCCUGCGUGCCUGUUAUCGGGCCUAAGAGCCCAUGUCUAUUCGGCCCACAGGCCAAGACUAUGUAAGUGAAACCUGACUCUAGGGGGAGGACAUCGAUAAUCAGAAAACCUAAACACCUCUCUCGUUCUUCCUCUGUUCCGUCCGGCGUGCUUCCGCCACCGCUUGCCGAGCGUGACGCCGGUAGUUAUUUGGCUCGUGACAUUUGGUUAUCAGAGCAAGGUUCGAUUGCGGAUUCGUGGAGCAGGCCCUAAAAUCCCAUCGCGAUUUCUUGAUUUGGGGGCAAAUUUUGGGGGGGGGGGGGAUUUUUCUCCUGAUUUGCUCUCGAUCUUGUGGAUUUCGGCGUGGUUGGCCGUGCGAUGCGAGCAAUUUAACCGAGCUUAUUAGCCCCGACAAGCAACCAACCAUCACCAGCCACACCCUCUCCAAUCCACCAUAAAUCCCCAAUUCCCCUCCCGCAUAUCCACCAAUGGCGCGUGGUCGAGGACCCACCCUCAGCGCGGAUGACGAAGACAGAGGACGAUCUGGCGGCGGUGACCUCGCGUGUCGCAGCCGUCGAAGACAAGUUCGACUCCAUCGACAAGAAGCUGGACAAGCUGGAUAACCUCCUCACGCUCAUGGAGGGGUUCAACCGAUGGUGCCCAUCGGUGGACAAGGGACUCCUGGACGCCUACCAGUCCGUGAGAGACCUGACGUCGCGUGUGGAGACGCUGGAAUCACAUCCGGUUCUCGUCUCCACCAAUGCACCGACGCGCGAGGAAGAGGUGCAGGCCAACGGCCACCGUCCACUACAGAAUCACCAGGGUCGUGAUGCCGGGGCUCUUGCCCUGCAUCCUGCCCUGGUCACGGGUGAGCAUCCCCUGCCGGACCAGCCCUAUUGUAAUCCUACUGUGAAUUUGCCUUUGUCACCACACACUAAGGAGUACCGUUUGCCCAAAACUGAUUUCCCUAGAUUCGAUGGCAUAGAUCCUAAAUUGUGGAAAGAUAAGGCUGAGAAGUACUUUCGUUUGUUUAAGGUCCCUGCACAUAUGUGGUCUCCUUUUGCCACCAUGCACUUUAACACUACAGCUGCUAGGUGGUUGCAAACAUAUGAAGCACAACACUCUGUUGAAACUUGGGCUGAGUUGUGUGUAGCUUUAGUCAAUAAGUAUGGUAAAGAUAAUUAUCACCAUCACAUGAAGGACAUCUUGCAGUGUCGUCAAACUGAAGAUGUCACUUCUUACCACACCACUUUUAAUGAAUCUAUGCAUAAAGUCCUCAUGCAUAAUGAAGCUCUAGAUGAUAUUUUCUUUGCCACCAAAUUUGUGGAAGGGCUAAAGCCACAGAUUCGAAAUGCAUUAAUGUUACAUAAGCCGAGAACUGUUGAUGCGGCUUUGUCACUCGCCCUUAUGCAGGAGGAGAUGCUGGAGCAUAAUCAGAAGCGUUAUUCUGUCAGAAAUGCAAGACAUUAUACUGGUGGUGGUGUUAAUCCUGAGAGACCCUCAUCAUCAGCGGAUAAGGGUGUUUUAGGGGCUGCACCUACAGAGGAAAAAUCAUCAGCUAAACCCCAGGGGGCUUCUAAAUUUGAUUCUCUCAGAGCUCAGCGGAAGGCGAGAGGAGAAUGUUUCAAGUGUGGUGCCAAGUAUGGACCCAAUCACAAGUGUCCCAAACAUGUACCCUUGCAUGUACUGGAGGAAUUGUUGGAAGUGAUUCAGAUAGAUCAGGAAGAUGAUCACUCAGAAGCAAGUACUCAUAGCAGCGAUGAGGACAAUCUGAUGAGUUUGUCUCACUGGGCAGCUGCUGGAACUAUGGGCAAGAAAACCAUACGUUUGCAGGGCCAAAUCGGGGGCAAGGAAAUUCUGAUUUUAGUGGAUUCAGGCAGCUCUUCCAAUUUCAUCAGUGAAACUCUUGCUCAGCAACUGAAGUGUCCAUUGGCGGACAUCCCUGUUACAGCUGUCACAGUGGCCAAUGGUGGUAAAUUAACAACAUCCAAAGUAGCUCCUGCUCUGUCCGGGUGGACACAAGGACACACCUUCACCACAAACUUGAAACUGCUCAACAUACAGUGUUAUGACAUGAUUUUGGGCAUGGAGUGGCUAGAGGAAUUUAGUCCCAUGUGGGUGGACUGGAAGAGGAAAUCCAUCAGAUGCACACAUCAUAGUAAAAGAAUCACCCUGCGGGGAGUCAAGGAUAAUACAACAUCAUGCACCAAGCUUUCGUCCAAGAAAUUGCAAGGUAUUUUGCGGAUGGGUAAUUUUGCACAGCUGGUUCAACUGUGUGCAGUAGCUGAACAACCACAAGAUGCUGCUAUUCCAGCUGCCAUACAGUCAGUUCUGGACUCUAACAAGGAUUUAUUCAAAGAACCCACUUCUCUCCCACCCAAGAGGGUGUUUGAUCAUCAGAUUGAUCUGCUGCCUGGAACAAAACCGGUGAACAUCAAGCCAUAUCGGUACUCCCCCACUCAAAAGGAUGAGAUUGAGCGCCAGAUCACUGAGAUGCUGAACAAUGGGGUAAUAAAGCCGAGCACCAGCCCUUUCGCAUCUCCAGUCCUUUUGGUGAAGAAGAAAGACGGUACAUGACGCUUUUGUAUUGAUUACCGC
This is a messenger RNA of Panicum virgatum (switchgrass), 3515 nucleotides long. RefSeq lists its product as uncharacterized. The transcript has 4 exons. The record is from RefSeq and is a predicted model, not a curated record. Lineage: Eukaryota; Viridiplantae; Streptophyta; Magnoliopsida; Poales; Poaceae. Bases 1440 to 3494 code for a protein of 684 amino acids.